This is a messenger RNA of Syzygium oleosum, 2276 nucleotides long. RefSeq names its product MDIS1-interacting receptor like kinase 2-like. Lineage: Eukaryota; Viridiplantae; Streptophyta; Magnoliopsida; Myrtales; Myrtaceae. Bases 36 to 2099 code for a protein of 687 amino acids. The transcript is spliced from 3 exons. Gene Ontology annotation, biological process: protein phosphorylation. Gene Ontology annotation, molecular function: protein kinase activity; protein binding; ATP binding. The record is from RefSeq and is a predicted model, not a curated record.
UCUCCGACUACAGCGAAAGAAGAGGUCACCCCUUGAUGAGCAUAAUCUGCAACAUGUCCUUAGUUAUUGUACUGAUUACUACCAUAGCUUUCUCCUGCUACAAUCCAAUUGUUGCAGCAGCAGCGCCUUCUAAUGAGUCAGAGGCAAGUGCGCUUCUCCACAGCGGGUGGUGGCCUCCCUCCGUCACCGGCGACACUUCCUUACCUCAUUGCACAUGGCCCGGGGUAUCGUGCGACGCCUCUGGGACCGUCAACGGAAUUCACUUGACAACUGAGUACCAAAUAGGAGGUAAUUUCAGCAACAUGAACUUCUCUCUCCUUCCGAACCUCGCCUUUGUCCAACUCUUUCACACCGGACUAGCCGGCGAAAUCCCCAUUCAGAUAUGUACUCUGUCGAGGCUAACUUACCUUGACUUGUCCUACAAUUCUCUCACCGGUGAGUUGCCUCCUUGUGUCCAAAACCUCACCAUGCUUCAAUUUCUUGAUAUCAGUAAUAAUCAAAUCAGCGGCGCAGUCCCUCCGACUGUUGAACUUGGAAACCUCACAAAAACAGAUUAUGUCGAUUUAAGUUCCAACAACUUCACUGGUCCCAUUCCGUCGUCUAUAGGGAAUUUGACGAGCUUGACCCAUCUCUAUUUGCAAAAAAACAAACUCAGUGGAUCUAUUCCACCGGAAAUAGGCAAUUUGGAGAGCUUGGUCGUGCUGAAUUUACGGGAAAAUAGAUUUAUUGGUGCCAUCCCAUCGGGAAUAGGAGACUUAAGGAAUCUCGAAUUUCUAGACUUAUCAUUCAAUCAUCUCAAGUGCCCCAUUCCAGACAAUUCUCCUUCUGGUUCAAUUCCCACAUUUCGAAGCACAUUAUUAUAUGAUCUUAACUUAUCAUGCAAUCAUCUCGAGGGCCCAAUUUCAGCUCCAGAUAGUCUCGGGGCUUAUUAUCCUGGUAACUUUUGUCUCGGUAACCAAGAUUGCAACCAGUUUGACGAAACCCAAGCCCACAGAAGAAGGUCUAGCGGAGUUCAUUACAUGACGAUGUUCAUUCUGCUAGCUACGAUAUUCAUUUCCUGUAUAGUUGUUGGAUCUUGCUUCCUAUUUCGACGCGCAACAAAGAGCGUGCAAUCAGAGACUUCUGAGAAAAAUGGAAAUUUCUUGUCAAUAUGGAAUUAUGAUGGGAAGAUUGCAUAUGAAGACAUAAUUAAUGCGACGGAGGACUUCGACAUCAAAUAUUGCAUCGGGACUGGCAGUUAUGGCAGCGUCUAUAGAGCGCGAUUGCCCAAUGGGAAAGUCGUGGCAUUGAAGAAACUUCACCGUCUUGAAGCGGAGGACCCGUCCUUCGACAAGAGCUUUCGGAAUGAAGUGAAACACUUGACAGAAGUAAAGCAUAGAAGCAUAAUCAAGCUCCAUGGUUUCUGCUUACACAGGCGAUGCAUGUUCUUGAUUUACGAAUACAUGGAAAGGGGAAGUCUAUUCUGUGCUUUGAGAGAUGACGUCAAAGCGGUGGAAUUGGAUUGGUCCAAAAGAGUCGAUCUCGUCCGGGAUACGGCACACGCUUUGUCUUACAUGCACUACAAUUGUGCUCAGCCAAUUGUUCAUCGAGACAUAUCUAGCAACAACAUCUUACUAAACAGCAAAAUGCAGGCUUUUGUAUCAGAUUUUGGCACCGCAAGGCUUCUGGAUCCUCAUUCCUCGUCUAACUUCACCGCAAAUACCGCUGGCACCUAUGGAUAUAUUGCACCGGAACUCGCGUAUACUUUGGUCAUUAAUGAGAAAUGCGACGUAUAUAGCUUUGGAGUGGUAGCAGUGGAAACGAUGAUGGGCGAGCAUCCAGGAGAUAUUGUAUCUACGUUGUGGACAUCCUGUGGAGAAGAUAUCAUGCUACAUAAAAUCUUAGAUCCGCGGUUACCUUAUCCAAGAGAGAACUCUGUCGCAAGAAGUAUUGUUCUGAUAGUUUCUCUUGCGCUCGCUUGCUUGAGUGCUAAUCCAAAGUCCCGACCAACUAUGAAGCAAGUCUCGGAAGCUUUUCUAGCUCGAAAGUUACCCUUGGCGAGGCCCUUCCAUGAGAUCUCAUUGGCUCAGCUCCGAGAUAAUAACAGAUCAUGGAUGUAAGGUGAAUCAACAGAAGCUUCAUCAGGACUAAGGGAUGAGCAAGGGGUUAUUAAGUGUUUGUCCAAAUAAAGAGUUAGAUUGAUUAAAUGAUGCUGCAAUUUGGUGAAAGUGAUUCAGGAUAUAAAAGUGUAUGGCUUCUGCACAUAAUUAAGUCAUGUAAAACUUUUUUCCGUACUA